Molecule: messenger RNA, 1870 nt
Organism: Bipolaris sorokiniana ND90Pr
Lineage: Eukaryota; Fungi; Ascomycota; Dothideomycetes; Pleosporales; Pleosporaceae
Exons: 1
Coding region: 1-1731 (576 amino acids)
Source: RefSeq, a predicted model, not a curated record
AUGAUGCAUCAUUCCGGUUUUUCCACAGUCCUUCUCUCUCUUCUCAACAGUUACCUCGCCGAAGCUCGCCCAGCUCCACAGGCCAAUCCGCCUCCAUGCCCGACUAUUGUGAAUUUGCCAGAGGCAACUCUCACUCUUAGUCCAGGUCCAUCCAAUGUCGUUGUGAAUGGCUUUCCUGAUGGCGCAACUUCAACAAUCGAGGCCAAUGGACCAGCCAUCACCAUCGGUCCAAAUUCGUUAUCGUUGAACGCAGACAACAAUGUCAACCUCAAUGGCUUUGUGUUCUUAUUCAGCGACGAUAUGUGUCCGAAACUGGUCAUACCAAUCACCAAUCCAGAUCCUGUACCUGGCGAAACUACAGAUGUUAUUCCGCCAAUUCCAGGACCAACUGAUACGCCUCCAGUUGACGACAACCCUGAGGGAACACCGAUUGUUCCUGCGCCUACACCUAUUCCAGACCCACCUGAGAAUCCCGAAGAACCCGUUGAUCCUCCAAGCGACAAUCCAGAAGAUCCGCCAAGUGAUGACCCCGAUCUUCCUGUCAUUCCAAUCCCUUUACCACCUCCAGUAGACCCAAUUCCGUUGCCGGAUCCUAGCCCAGUGCCAGAGCCUAUCGACCCUAUUCCAGAGCCCGAUCCAGUUGAGCCUAUUCCAGAGCCCGAUCCAGUUGAACCCAUUCCAGUUCCUGAUCCAGUCGACCCUAUCCCAGCUCCUGACCCAGUUGAACCCAUUCCGGAGCCCGACCCGGUUGAGCCCAUUCCAGUUCCAGACCCAGUCAUUCCCAUCCCUAUACCUGGACCAGUUAUCCCCAUCCCAGUACCGGAUCCUGUAAACCCCAUUCCUGUGCCAGAUCCUGAGAACCCGAUCCCAGUACCAGAUCCUGUCAACCCGAUCCCGGUGCCUGACCCAGUGCCUGAUCCGGUCGAACCCAUUGAUCCAACUAUCACACCUCCUCCUCCACCACCUAACAACGAAGAUCCCGAUGAUUGCGAAACCCAGACAGCAAACGUGUGCACGCAAGGAUGUAGCUUCGGCACUAACGCCCUUGGAGUCACGACAACCACCUCAUGCAAAGAUCCCAGUUGCACAGCAACAACAGCUUGCGGCGUCUCCGAUUCUACCACUACCACAACCAUCGAAGCACCUGCCUGCACCCUCGACUUGACCGAUGGCUUAGUACCAGGCUACCCCUUCCCCGUCGACGGUGACGGUCCGCUCCCCAGAGCCGACGCUCCACCCAACGUACCCGCCCCAGCUGAUCCCCAGCCCACACCCAGCGAACCAGUUGAUCCCGCCCCAGAGCCCACCGACGUACCCGUCGAGCCACCUCAGGAGCCCGAGCCCCAGCCUGAACCUGAACCUGAACCUGAACCUCAACCUCAGCCUGGGCCCUCACCCACUGACCAAGUCUACCACGCAGGUAAACUCACUGCAGGCGACGGCACCGAAUCCAUUGUCAUAUACCGUAACCCGCGCGACUCUUUCCUCAACGUCUGCACCGACACUCCCUUUUACAAGGAAUCAACGCUCGUCGGGUUGUCAAAGCUCUUCGACAUUCCUGACUCUGACUACAAGAAUUGUGACUUUGUGGGUAUUGGGUCUGAUCCCUUGGGGAUCUACUGUGAGGGCAAGGAGAGGCUGCCGUGUGUGGUGACGGAGGGUUCGAGCCUGGAGAUGUGUUUGGCGGGCAAUGCGGACACGUUUAGUGUUACUUGGAAGUGCAAUGAGUAGAGUGGGAGCACUUCGAGGUUUCUUGAGGAUUGUUUUGGUUGCUUUGGUUUUUGAAUAUGACGAGGACUUUGGAGGCAAGAGUGGUACGCGUUGAUUUUAGUGCACGUUAUAUAGGAUGCAGGAGUACUGGGUGUUAGAG